Medioppia subpectinata is the source of this 1029-nucleotide messenger RNA. The record is from the annotation of a GenBank genome assembly. Lineage: Eukaryota; Metazoa; Arthropoda; Arachnida; Sarcoptiformes; Oppiidae.
AUGCGAGGCAAUAGAGAGGGAAAGUUAUGUUUUUCGUUCAUUCCGGCGCGUUAUGUGUUUGUAGGGUUGACAGCAUUGGGUCUAUUCCUGGUCUACGCUUUCAAAGGAUUCUUAAGCGUCGCUAUCGUAGCGAUGGCCACACGAAAGACCGGUUCCGGUUCAAUGGGAAUGGAGUGUCCGGGAGGUAACACUACUACAAACAAUAACUUUAAUACUCGGGGUGAAUUUGAUUGGGACGAUCGCGCACAGGCCACUAUAUUGGGCGCAUACUUCUACGGCUAUAUUGCAUUACAAUUACCGGCGGGAGUGUUGGCCGAACUGUUUGGCGCCAAAUGGAUUUUCGGGUCGGGAAUGCUUAUCACUUCACUGCUCUCGAUGUUGGGUCCGGUGACCGCCCGCUGGGGUUUCGCACCAUUUCUGGCCACUCGUGUGUUACAGGGUUUGGCACAGGGAGUGACCAUUCCCUGUAUGAACGCAAUGGUCGCCCGUUGGAUGCCUAUAAUGGAGAGGAGUCGAGGAAUAUCAGUGAUAUUUGCCGGCUCUGCCAUCGGAUCGGUUGUCACUUUGCCAUUGACUGGCUAUUUGUGCGACGAGACAUUUCUGGGCGGUUGGCCCGCAAUCUUCUACGUGUUGGGAACCGUUGGCAUCAUUUGGUGUGUUUUGUGGACUAUCUUUGUGUUUGAUUCGCCGGAUAGCCAUCCCUUUAUAACACAACGCGAAUACGACUACAUAUGCAAAGGACAGGGCACAUUCUUUGGACCCUCUAUAUGUCUAAUAGGAGUAAUAUUUGCUGAAUGCAACACAACAUUAACUAUUGUCUUUUUUGUGAUGGCAAUGGGAUUUAAUGGCUUUAAUUAUCCUGGUUAUAAUUCAAACUUUAUAGAUAUGGCGCCCGAUUUCUCGGGCAUUUUACAGGGAAUUUGCAACUCUAUCGGCAAUAUUCCCGGUUUUGUGGGCCCAAUAGUUGCCGCGGAGUUCUACUCCAAAGGGGUAUUUGGUUUCAUUAAAUAUAUGUUUAUAAAUAAUUAA